Molecule: messenger RNA, 873 nt
Organism: Motacilla alba alba
Lineage: Eukaryota; Metazoa; Chordata; Aves; Passeriformes; Motacillidae
Exons: 6
Coding region: 19-873 (284 amino acids)
Biological process (GO): positive regulation of B cell activation; defense response to bacterium; innate immune response
Cellular component (GO): blood microparticle; external side of plasma membrane; immunoglobulin complex, circulating
Molecular function (GO): antigen binding; immunoglobulin receptor binding
Source: RefSeq, a predicted model, not a curated record
GGGCCGGGGCCGGCAGCGAUGGUGGCCGCGCCGGGGCCGCGGCUGCUGGCCUUGGCCAUGGCCCUGUGGCCGGCAGGGCUCGGGGCACAGCCGAGGCUGCAGGAGGCCGGCGGAGGGCUGCGAGCGCCCGGGGACUCCGUCACUCUCUCCUGCCACGGCUCCGGAUUCAACUUUGGCAUACAUGGAAUUUAUGGUACCGUCAGUCCCCCGGAGGCAUCCCAGGGCGGGUGUCUCUCAUCAACUACUCGGGCAGUGGCCACAACCAAACUGUUUGUGAGUUUCUCCAAGCGUGGAGACUCCACAGGGGGCCUGGACUACCUGCACUGGUGCUUGGUUAUCCUCACACUAUCACCAUCUACUCCCUCAGCUGAGACUUCAUCAGCUUCUCACAGGAGGACCUUUUUGGAAGGACAGUGUUUGAAAGCCUUCCUGAAGGCAAGCCUUCAUCUCCCGGGGCGCCUCUGCUCCUCUGCCGAUGCAGCCGCCAGCGUGCCCUCGCCGAGCCGCCGUUCUCCUGAGUGCCCCCAUGCCCUGCGGCGCCGGGGCCGGGGCGGGUGUGUCGGGGCGGGCAGAGGCGCCGGCGCUGCCCCGGCGAGGCGGGGCCGGGCGGGAGCGGCCCGAGCGCGGCUCCGCUCGGCUCCUGUGCGGCUGCCGCGGGGCCGGGGCCGGCAGCGAUGGUGGCCGCGCCGGGGCCGCGGCUGCUGGCCUUGGCCUUGGCCCUGUGGCCGGCAGUCAGUGCAAGGUCGGGCCAAGAUGUCCCGGGACAAUUCCCGGUCCGAGGUUUACCUCUCCCUGCUGACCCUGCAGCCCCACGACUCUGUCCGGUACUUGUGUGCGUUUCACACGGGGACGGGAAACCCAGCUGGGCUUUAA